Cuscuta campestris is the source of this 393-nucleotide messenger RNA. Lineage: Eukaryota; Viridiplantae; Streptophyta; Magnoliopsida; Solanales; Convolvulaceae. The record is from the annotation of a GenBank genome assembly.
CCAAAUCAUCAUCAUCAUAAUUAUUAGACAAACACAUACAUAUAUACUCAUACUAACCAAUUACUUGAAAAUUCAACCAAAGAUGUCUAGCACUCAGUAUACAGCAGGCCAAUCCCAUGGUCAAACUCAGGCAAAGGCAGAGCAAUGGGCAGAGUCAGCAAAGGGGACGGCCAACUCCGCCGUGGACAAGGCGGAGAAUGCGACCCAGAACGCGCAACAGUCGGCCCAGCAGAGGCGGGCGGAGGAAGGGGAGACCGGCUUUCUCCAGCAGACCGGCGAGCAGAUGAUCAGUAUGGCUCAGGGCGCCAUCGACGGCGUCAAGAACACUCUGGGCAUGGGCGGUGACCAGAAGAAAUGAAUUUUUGGCACCCAAUAUAAAUACCAUUGCCGCAA